This is a messenger RNA of Phacochoerus africanus (Common warthog), 7726 nucleotides long. It is a transcript of the gene GFPT1, whose product is annotated as glutamine--fructose-6-phosphate transaminase 1. Gene Ontology annotation, biological process: carbohydrate derivative biosynthetic process; protein N-linked glycosylation; fructose 6-phosphate metabolic process. The coding region runs from base 199 to 2298 and encodes 699 amino acids. The record is from RefSeq and is a predicted model, not a curated record. Lineage: Eukaryota; Metazoa; Chordata; Mammalia; Artiodactyla; Suidae. The transcript has 20 exons. Gene Ontology annotation, molecular function: carbohydrate derivative binding; L-glutamine:D-fructose-6-phosphate transaminase (isomerizing) activity.
GGGGCGGGGCCCGGCGGCGGUUGCUCGCUAGCCCGGGAGGCCGAGACCGCUGUCGUUGCCUCGGCUGUCCGCAUCUCUGAGGCUGUCGUGUCGGCUACCCCUUGGCCCCCAAGCCCGGAGAUCGUCCCACAGGCUCGUGUGAGCUCCCGAACUCGCCAGCCACUCGCUGUUUCCUGUGCCGACCGUGCCUCCUGCAUCAUGUGCGGUAUAUUUGCUUACUUAAACUACCAUGUUCCUCGCACAAGACGAGAAAUCUUGGAGACCCUAAUCAAAGGCCUUCAGAGACUGGAGUACAGAGGAUAUGAUUCUGCUGGUGUGGGAGUUGAUGGAGGCAAUGACAAAGAUUGGGAAGCCAAUGCCUGCAAAAUCCAACUCAUUAAGAAGAAGGGAAAAGUUAAGGCACUGGAUGAAGAAGUUCACAAACAACAAGAUAUGGAUUUGGAUAUAGAAUUUGAUGUACACCUUGGGAUAGCUCAUACCCGUUGGGCAACGCAUGGAGAACCCAAUCCUGUCAAUAGCCAUCCCCAGCGCUCUGAUAAAAAUAAUGAAUUUAUUGUUAUUCACAAUGGAAUCAUUACCAACUACAAAGACUUGAAAAAGUUUUUGGAAAGCAAAGGCUAUGACUUUGAGUCUGAAACAGACACAGAGACAAUUGCCAAGCUUGUUAAAUACAUGUAUGACAAUCGGGAAAGUCAAGACACCAGUUUUACUACCUUGGUGGAGAGAGUCAUCCAACAAUUGGAAGGUGCUUUUGCACUUGUGUUUAAAAGUGUUCAUUUUCCUGGCCAAGCAGUUGGCACAAGACGAGGUAGCCCUCUAUUGAUUGGUGUACGAAGUGAACAUAAGCUCUCUACUGAUCACAUUCCAAUACUCUACAGAACAGCUAGGACUCAGAUUGGAUCAAAAUUCACACGGUGGGGAUCACAGGGAGAAAGAGGCAAGGAUAAGAAAGGAAGCUGCAAUCUCUCUCGUGUGGACAGCACAACUUGUCUUUUCCCUGUUGAAGAAAAAGCAGUGGAGUAUUACUUUGCUUCUGAUGCAAGUGCUGUCAUAGAACACACCAAUCGCGUCAUCUUUCUUGAAGAUGAUGAUGUCGCAGCAGUGGUAGACGGCCGUCUUUCUAUCCAUCGAAUUAAACGGACUGCGGGAGAUCACCCUGGACGUGCUGUGCAGACCCUCCAGAUGGAGCUGCAGCAGAUCAUGAAGGGCAACUUCAGUUCGUUUAUGCAGAAGGAAAUUUUUGAGCAGCCUGAGUCAGUUGUGAACACAAUGAGAGGAAGAGUCAACUUUGAUGAUUAUACUGUGAAUUUGGGAGGUUUGAAGGAUCACAUUAAGGAAAUCCAGAGGUGUCGGCGCUUAAUCCUUAUUGCUUGCGGAACAAGUUAUCAUGCUGGUGUAGCGACGCGUCAAGUUCUUGAAGAGCUGACUGAGCUGCCUGUUAUGGUGGAGCUAGCCAGUGAUUUCCUGGAUAGAAAUACACCAGUUUUUCGAGAUGAUGUUUGCUUUUUCAUUAGUCAAUCAGGUGAGACAGCAGAUACCCUGAUGGGUCUCCGGUACUGUAAGGAGAGAGGAGCUUUAACUGUGGGGAUCACAAACACAGUCGGCAGUUCCAUAUCAAGAGAGACAGACUGUGGAGUUCACAUCAAUGCUGGGCCGGAGAUUGGCGUGGCCAGCACAAAGGCAUACACCAGCCAGUUUGUGUCCCUUGUGAUGUUUGCCCUUAUGAUGUGUGAUGACAGGAUCUCCAUGCAGGAGAGACGCAAAGAGAUCAUGCUUGGAUUGAAGCGGCUGCCUGAUUUGAUUAAGGAAGUUUUGAGCAUGGAUGAUGAAAUUCAAAAACUGGCAACAGAACUUUAUCAUCAGAAGUCGGUCUUGAUAAUGGGACGUGGCUAUCAUUAUGCUACUUGUCUUGAAGGGGCCCUGAAAAUCAAAGAAAUCACUUACAUGCACUCUGAAGGUAUCCUUGCUGGUGAGUUGAAGCACGGCCCCCUGGCUUUGGUGGAUAAGUUGAUGCCCGUCAUCAUGAUCAUCAUGAGAGAUCACACCUAUGCCAAGUGCCAGAAUGCUCUUCAGCAGGUGGUUGCUAGGCAGGGAAGGCCAGUGGUGAUCUGUGAUAAGGAAGACACUGAGACCAUUAAGAACACCAAACGAACAAUCAAGGUGCCCCACUCGGUGGACUGCCUGCAGGGCAUUCUCAGCGUCAUCCCGUUACAGUUGCUGGCCUUCCACCUGGCUGUGCUCAGAGGCUAUGAUGUUGAUUUCCCCCGGAAUCUUGCCAAAUCGGUAACCGUAGAAUAAGGAGCAUCUGAGAUUGGGCGAUUAAGCAACACAAGACACCUUUUGUAUUUAAAACCUUGAUUUAAAAUAUCACCCCUCUAAGCCUUUUUUAAGUAAAUCCUUAUUUAUAUAUCAGUAAUAAUUAUUCCAUUCAAUUUGUGAUUUUUGUGAAAUUACCUCCUAUUUUUCCAGUAAGUUGUGAGGGAGUUUAAAUAAUGCAAUCUAUAUUGGUAUUGGUAUCAGAAAGAGAUUUAGCUCUCAUUUUCUUUAAACGAUGCUGAGUAUUGGAUUUAUGGGUCCUCUACUUGAAUCUGAGAGGACUGUUGUGUUUUUAAAAUAAUUGGCAUUUGUUUUAACAUCUAUUCAUUCAGGCCAAUGAAGUGGUAGUUCAUUUAAUUGGAAUAUUUAAAGCCAGUGGCAAUAUACUCAGACAUUCAAUUAAGGUUUUGCUAAGUUAUAAGAUGCUACGAUUUUGAAAAUUUUUGAAAUUUGUGUUUUGAUUUUAAAUCAAACUGUAAAACUUAAAAACUAAAAACUCUUCUUGGUGGGAUUUUGAAGUUAACCUUACUCUCUCAAAUUUACUGCCUGUCAUCUGGAGGUCAAGGUAUCUUAGGAAGCUAAAUAGUAUGGUAUUGCAUUGGUUUUCUUGGGCCUUUAAAAAACAGAAAAUAUUUGUACAGUUUCAUAGCAUAAACUUGAAAUUUGAGCUGCUUUGGACAACUGACAGUAUGAUUUUAAAUCUGAAGUUGGGAUACAUAUGUAUUAGAUAUUCUACUUCUUGUUUUUAAAUCUCCUAAAAGUGAUUUUAAUAUGCUUGUAUCUGUAGUUUUUUUUAAAUUAAUGCCAAAUGACAUUUUAUCUUGUUCUUUGAAAACACCACACAGAAUUGCUAUCAUAUGUCUCAAAUUAAAUCAAUAUCGAUAUAGUCAGACUUCUCUUCAACUUUGUUCCAGAGGAGAAUUCCUUGCAGUUAAUUUUAACUUCCCUUCACUGCUUUGUUGCAUCAAACUAGUACCUUCAUGCCAAUUUGCAAGCUCCUUGCAGUUGUUUGGAAGAUUUGCAAGUCUUUUGACUGAUCAUUUGAUGCUAGAUGUAUGUGAUGAGCUAGGAUUAGAAAAAGCUAUAUGCUUUACAUUAAGUAGUGAAGGAUUAUUAUGUACAAUUUAGCAUUACUUUGUAGGUAUUUUUCUCUCUGUAUAUUCUUUGUUCUACCCCUGAAAAAUACUCAGCAAUGAAGAGAAUAUAAAUAAAUAAAGUGAUAUUGAGGUGCCUUCAGCUGGCUAGUGGUCAGAAAUGGAAACUUAAAAUUUAGAUGAAAAUAUUUAGAGUAGAAUAUUAGUUUGACACCCAAAAAGUUAUGAGUAACAAUUUCUUCCUGGAGUUUUUCUGGUCACAUCUUGGGGGUUACAGGACAGUGCAUUUAUAUUUUGGACAAGUCCUUCUCUUUCAGAAGUUUUCACUUAUAACUUGAGAAGGUAAGAUAUUUAGCAUAAUUAAGUAAGCUCAGUCUUUUCUUUUUUCUGUAUUUGAACUUCUCGAUGGGGUGAAAAUUUUUCUAAUAACUGUUGUUUUAAGAGAAGCAUAGAAUUCUGUUGUGUUAAGGUUAGAGAAAGAAUUGGCCCGUGUUGAAGUAAUUCAGAGGGACUCUUAGAGACUAGAAACUUGUUUUUAAAAAUGAAAGAGGAUUCCUGUUCAUGUCAUACAUAUAAGUACUAUUUAUCUAUUUUAAUUGUUUCUAAUAUUAUUUUGUGCAGGCCUGCUAGUUUUAGUGUAUGUAUAGCGUCACUCUUAUGUUCGUUACAUCAGCAUUUUAUGCACAUGAUUUGUAUGGAUUUGUAGCAUUUCUGAAGUCUGAAUUAGCUUUCUAAGUGAAACUAUGUGAAAUCAGUGGUUAGUUUUCAGUCUGUUUUUUCUCUCCCUUUGUAUGUAUGUUUGUGUCUCUGUUUCUUGCUUUCAAACACACAACACACUUAAAGCUAGGAUAAAUUCUAAAGCACAUCUCAAAAAGUCACUAGUAAGAAAAAAGAAGUGAUAUUUUCCAAACAAAGGUGGUUUCUUUUCCCUACCCUUUCUUCUUGCUCCCUAUACCACUUAAUGUAGUGAUGAGGCAAACUGCUAAUAAGUGUGGAUGCCCAGUUAAAACCAGUAUAAUAAAGGAUGAGAAUAUCUGAUUUUUCAGGAAAGAUAUUCUGCAAAAGGAGUAUUUUAUAUAAAUUCUUAUAGUACAUUUAAAAUUUAAAUUCACUUACCCCAAGCCAUGAAUCCUUUUUAGGCCACAGGUCAUGUUAGCUUCUAACACAUGGCCAAGUAAAUAAUCGUUACUUUGGUAUCAGUCAGCUUUUCUGUCUUUUAAAAUCACCUGUGCCAUAGCCGUAGGAAGAAAUGAUCAGAGGAAGUAAUGUUAACUGGUUUUAUUUAGUUCGUUAUAGCUACAUGAGCAACCUAUUAUGGGGAAGUCACUGCUAGAAGUUGCAAGAUACAUCCUGUUUCAAGCAAAGUCCACUUGUCCCCAGGCGGACUCGUAGAGACUAGGAUCAUUGGAGGCACAGGGUGAGAGAGUGGGAAAAUGGAGUUGAGCUGUUAAGUGGUGUGAGUGGAUUUGUUCACUUAAGUGAUGGUCCAAGUGUGGACACAUAUUGCUUCCUGGGAGGUGAACUGCAUUUUGUAGAAGCAGCUGUUAUCACAGGGUAUAGUCCAUAUGUCCACGGCACUCUAAGGAACAGCAGUCAUUAGAUGCCAAGGUGGAAACAGUCAAGCGUCAGAACUAGAAUGGCCCUGACACAGGUUAUGUUGUAGAUGGAGCUGUUGGUUGGAGAGCUAAUAAAGAUUUUCUUAGGUUCUUAGAAAGUUGUUUCCAAGAUGAUACUGUCUGAUUCUUUUGAAUACAGGUCUCUUGACCUGAGUUAAUUAUGAGGAUGAGAGAAAAGGAAGCCUUUUUUUUUUUUUUUUUUUUUAAGCUCCUUGGUAAUAUUCCUGUGACACAUUUCUGUUAACUCUUCAAAGAAGGAAAGCCAGAUGAAAUGUUUGCUUUAACGAACAUAUUUUAAGAAGUCCUUUGGGGUCAGUUUUUUUUUUUUUCUCUCUCUCUCUUUAAGAUUAGGAUAUAUACUAUUAGCAAUAAAAGGGAAACAGUAAUAUUACUGUACACUACAACUUAAGUGAUUUUUCUAAAAAGCACAACAUCAUUGAAAACGUUUAUUUAAAAAGAAUUCAUAGUUCACAUUGAAUUCGUGAAGGCCAAAGAAAUGAAAAGGAAUGGUUAAAAAAAAGAUGACAAGUCUUUUUCAUCCACAUGUUUGGUAGGUUUUUGUAUACCAGAAUACCAGAUAGUGUUUUGCCCAUGAAAAUAUAUUUCAGAUUACUUUAUUUUUAGUGUUAGAACGUCAAGUUUAGGAGUUUUAAAAAUUAAAUAAGUCCCCCCCCCCAAUAUUUAAAGACUGUUAAUAUAUCAGUAUUUCCCUAGCUUGAUGAAUUUAACUAUAUCUUCAGAUCUGUGACAUGAUAACCCAUAGAACGGAUAAUAUUAGCUUUGAACAAAUUGUAUCCAGGGUUAAAAUAAAAAUCACAGGUAACUAGCGAGACUGUGAAGUUAUGCCAUAUUGAGUUGUGAGUCUGUAACAGCUUGAUAUCAAAGUUAUGGAAUAUACCAUAAAUACUGGCUAAUGAGAACUUUACGGAAUUCUCAAUUUUCUUACUAGUUUCCGGAAUGAAUGUAGAAAUGACCCUGUUAGCUUUUAAAAACUGUUCUAUGGUUAAUUUUUAUUUUUUGACUUAAAUAACACUUUUGGGAUUUGUUUAAAUUAUGUUUCUUACGAGCUGGAAAUUUUAGAAUCAUCCUGGUUUCAUUUCAGUUUUCUGUUCUUUAAGAUGAAUGUUUAGUUUACUGAGCCAAUUGGUCAUUUCUUCUUCAUGUCUUCUAAGUCCAGUGACUGUAAUUCUGAACUGUGAAUAAGUUACCAAAAACUUACUGGGAAUUGCAUUUUGAAGCAGUUUGCCAAUAUUUGAAGUAUGUACAUGUUUGUCAUUGUGUUAAAGAUUGUAUUGUACUAAGCAUGUAGCCAAGGUUUACUUUAGUUGUUAGUAAACAUUUCUGAUGCUAAAAGUUUAUUCAUUAUUGUUGCUUUUAAAAAGAAGAAAUGUUACAUAAAUAUAAUCAAAAGUCAUAUGUCUUCAUUCCAACUUCCUGAUUAUUUUAAAAAGGAUUAAGUUAAACAAAGUCUCUCUGCUUUUUUUCUGAUGUUAUACUCUGUAGGUACUGUACUUUCUCAAGUCUUUUAGAACUUUUUGUGAGAAUAUGUUGUUUCUAGCAAAUUUACAGGGUAUACAGUGACCAGCAACUUUGUAGAGGUGAAUUGAUAGUUGCAAAAAAACGAUAUUUAAGCUGGGUGAGUAGCAAGACAGCAUAUACUCCCAAUCCAAAGUUUCUGUAGUAUCUGGCAAUCUUUGAAUUGUAGAACAACGAUUCCUUUUACAGGAUCCUUUUAUAAACAGCAAGCCAAAAUCUCUAUCCCUAGUUGCUUACAGCACUUGCUGUGUUUCACAGGAGGCAAAGUUAGGCCAGGGUGGUUUGAAUGAAUAGAUGUGCUGUGUUGCCUGCCCAUAGAAUUGAGCCCAAUCUCCCAUCUCUCUUUUGCUUUCUGUUGCACUGUGGCAGAGCCUGGUGCUGCCACUCCAGCAUGGAUCGCUUUUUCCACAGGCCACAUUUUUUAUUUACAUGAAAUUUAACUUUAGUCCUUGUGAAAAGUUUUCUUUAAAUUCUCUUCGACUCACCAUCAGUAAGUAUUUACUGAGUGCUCAUUAAAGGCCAAGAAAUAAUCUCCCUAAAAAUUGAGUCUGCUUUUCAUUGGAGUGGAUUUAAGGAAAAAUAAAUUCUUUUUAAUUUUUUGGAUGAGGGAAAGAAGUCCUUAUUAAGUUUUCCUUAUGACUCUGAAGAUAAAUUAUUCUCUCUCAUUAAAAAAAAAAGUAGAAGCUUUAUUAGCUUCAUAAGCAUCCUGGAGAUAAAAACUAAUCUGGUAAUACUAUACAGAGAAGUUGCCAGGUUAUAGGGCAUUUAACCAUCUGACCCCUUUCCAGGAAGUAUAUACUGAAAUAAAUUUAUUAUUCUCAGUUUGGCUAGUAAGGAUACAGGAGAUUAUUUCCAGGGUUGAAAAGACGUAUUUGUGAACUUCAUAUUAACAUGAUUCAUUGACUCAAACACCAAGGUUCACACGUGUGUUUUCUCGUAGAGAAUGCUGUUAUGUAGCCCUGUUUUCCUUUUCAUAUUUCAAGAAGUUUUUGAAUAUGGAGUAUGAUGUGUAAUUGAAAAUAUGGAAUAAAAAAUGGAGCCUGUAAACAAUUUGGAGAAGUGCUCUCUGAUGGAAUUAUAGUUACUUCCUCCCAUUCAUGUAUCAGUCUGCCUUGGUAUAUGUUUCUAUAAAAUUAAAGAGACGUUAUGCCUGUUAGGAUGGAA